Molecule: messenger RNA, 2371 nt
Organism: Pseudophryne corroboree (corroboree frog)
Lineage: Eukaryota; Metazoa; Chordata; Amphibia; Anura; Myobatrachidae
Gene: LSM14B
Product: LSM family member 14B
Exons: 9
Coding region: 75-1337 (420 amino acids)
Molecular function (GO): mRNA binding
Source: RefSeq, a predicted model, not a curated record
GGCGGUGCUUUGCAGUCUUGGGGAUCUUCAGGUGGGAAGGUGCAGGCAGGGGGUGUCCUAAACAAGCCGCCAACAUGAGCUCCGGGACUCCGUACAUCGGCAGCAAGAUCAGCCUCAUCUCCAAGGCUCAGAUCCGUUAUGAGGGCAUUCUGUAUACCAUCGACACCGAGAACUCCACCGUGGCCCUGGCCAAAGUGCGCUCCUUUGGCACAGAAGACCGUCCAACUGACCGCCCAGCCCCUCCCCGUGAAGAGGUGUAUGAAUAUAUCAUUUUCCGAGGUAGUGAUAUUAAAGAUAUUACUGUGUGUGAGCCUCCAAAGGCCCAGCAUGCAUUGCCCCAGGAUCCAGCCAUUGUCCAGUCCUCAUUAGGUUCUACCUCUACAACAUCGUACCAACCUUCUGUGCCUUACAGCCCAUUUAGAGGCAUGCCCUCAUAUGGCCAGCUAGCUGCCUCCUCUCUCCUUAGCCAGCAGUAUGCAGCCUCCUUGGGCUUAGAGAAGCUGGUAAGUCCUUCGGCUUCAGCCGCAGCUUCCAGUUCCUGCUCUUCCCCCUCUCCACAGCCUGCAGUGCCGGAUCCUGAUAUAUUGGCAGAGCCCCCACACCUCUCUUCAAAGGCAGCAGGCUUCCCAUCUAUUCCAGUAAGGAAAAGCCCAAUGGUGGAGCAAGCUGUUCAGACUGGUCCAGUGGAGAAUGUUAUCCAGAAGAAGCUACAGAUGACAAAGGGGCCAUCUGUGAGAGGGAACAGACAGGGUCAAGCGCCAGCCCAGCCUGCACCAGUUACUGUACCUCCUACUGCACCGGCACAGAAUAUGGUGAAUGAUGAGAACAGAAGGCCCCCAAGACGGCGUUCAGGUAACAGACGUACAAGGAAUCGUGCUCGAGGUCAGAGCCGGCCAACAAAUGUCAAAGACAAUGCUAUAAAAUUUGAUGGGGACUUUGAUUUUGAAAGUGCAAAUGCUCAAUUUAACAGGGAAGAACUGGACAAAGAAUUUAAGGAUAAGCUGAACUUUAGAGAUGACAAGUCUGAAAAGGAGGGUGACGAGAAGGGAGACUCUGGGGUAGAAACACAAAACAGUGAUGGAAACCCGGAAGAGGACCCCCUUGGACCAAAUAUAUACUAUGACCGUUCCAAGUCUUUCUUUGAUAAUAUCUCCUCAGAGAUGAAAUCAAGGCGCACUACAUGGGCAGAGGAGAAAAAGCUGAACACUGAAACAUUUGGGGUCUCUGGAAGAUUCCGUCGAGGCCGCAACUUUCGUGGUGGCUUCAGAGGAGGAAGGGGUGGAGCUGCUCCAAGAAGAAACCAGACAACGCAGAGGGCUGGCACUGGGAGAGUGUGAAGAACUUUGUUGAUAAAAUGGACAGAAGGGGUUUGUGUGUCCCUAGACAGACUUGUCUUCCACAAUUUUUCUUCCCCCCCCAACGCAUUGUAGCAGUUCUGUGCCCCUGCACUGGGCAGGAUAGGUUCUGCAUCGCUUUCAUCCAUGUAACACUGGUUUGUGUAGGCCACAGACUGGAUGGCACAAGGUGCAUGUGCAUAUAGGAGAGGCAUAAGCAGUGCUGCAUCUAUAUAGGGGAAUAUGUGGCACUUGUAUUGAGGUGAGCAGUUAUAUUUUGAACCCCAAAUGGAAGGAGUGUCCUUUCUUUUACUUUUUAAUGUAUGUUUCUGCAACACAUCUCCCUCUUCAUUGAGGAGGGGGUUUUAUUGCCUUUUUCUUUGCUCAGACAAGCAGUCUGCUCACCAUUUUGGUUCAGUACACAACCUUUAUUUUGGGCCAUUACUAAAGUUUUCAGUUGGGAAAUGCACUGUACUAAAACAGGCUUAUGGGUGGUGGGCAAUUUUACCCCCUCCACUUUAUUUUAAUUUUAUUUUCCCCUCAAGUCUAAGCCAUUAGUGCUGUUGUCACGUGCAAGAAUGGAAAGUUAACUGUGUGCUAUACAGAUUAACAUGGUUUCAAAAAUCACUGGCUAUUGAUUGCUAGCUAACUGCUGUAGUUACGCCAGAGGCAGGUAGCCUGUGGCUCUCCAGCUGUUGAGCUAACACUUCAACAUGUGGUCAGCUGUAACUGAAUGUCUCACAUGUUGUGCACCUCAAGCCGAAUUCUGCCAAAACAGCAUGUCUCCUGAGCAAUUAUCUAGAGUAACAUGCUACAGGUUUGCAUGAAAUGGGUCUACAUUGUGGUGUUGUCUUUUUGUUUUUGAUGUGAUGCACUUGCCCAGUAUUGUCAAAUUCUGCAAAUGACAAUUUUUAAGUUAUUCAUUAAGUUUAAUUGAAAAAGAGUCUUUAUUUUUGUAGAAUCCUGGUGCUGAUAACCAGUAGCCCAUUGGGAUGUGAUUUACGCUGUAAUCUACCAAUAAAUCUACAAACAUUUCA